Cololabis saira (Pacific saury) is the source of this 5131-nucleotide messenger RNA. RefSeq names its product macrophage mannose receptor 1-like. Bases 56 to 4393 code for a protein of 1445 amino acids. Lineage: Eukaryota; Metazoa; Chordata; Actinopteri; Beloniformes; Belonidae. The record is from RefSeq and is a predicted model, not a curated record. The transcript has 32 exons.
AGACAACACAUGGGUUGCAUGUUUGGUUGGAAGUAGUUAUAGAGGGAUCGUUACGAUGAGGAUCACACAUUUGGCCUUUGUGCUUAUCUUUAAAGCACUGCACUGCUGGGCAUCAGAUGAUUCAGCCUUUGUGUUAAUUAACAAGGCUACUGGAUUUUCUUUGGUUGAAACUGGCUGGAGCGGCGGUCAAUUACGCUGGACAAAUGCAGGGCGACUUCUGGUUGUCGCGAGAGAUAAAUGUCUGGGAGUCCAGGGGAAAAGCGUUGGGAGUGAAGUAGGCUUUUACGACUGUGAUGAAAAGAGUGACCUCCAAAAGUGGGAGUGCAAAAACAACACGGUGCUCGCCCUCCAAGGCCAGAAGCUUUACAUAGAACUUAAGGCAGAAAACACGGCCGUUCUCUCGAAUACGAUUGGACCGAACAACCAUCUCGUGAUUGCCGAGACGUCCAGUGGCCCUUGUACGAGAACACACAGAGAAUUUUACACCAUUGGUGGCAAUGCAGCUGGAAGACCCUGCGUGUUUCCUUUUCUGUACAAGAACAGGUGGUUCACAAGCUGUACUACAUAUCAGUCCGUAGAUAAUCUUUAUUGGUGUGCGGUGGAAACAAAAUUUGAACAUGAGCUCUGGGGCUACUGCCCAACUAACAGUAAAGAAAACUGGUUCAAAAACCCGACCACAGGAGCAAACUACCAGCUGAACACUCAGUCAGCUCUGACGUGGUGGGAGGCUGAAACCAGCUGCAACCAGCAGGGCGCCUACCUGCUGAGUAUCACCGAUCCCCACCAGCAGGCCUAUAUCACAACAUUAUUACAAGCAGGAGGCGGGAGGAGAGGUUACAAGCUUUGGACUGGGCUGGUCAUGGAUCCAGAACAUGGCUGGAAGUGGUCUAAUAGGAAUCCUUUGCCCUACCUCAACUGGGACUCAGGACAUCCCGUUUCCAGUCCAGGACAGCUCUGUGCGAUCAUUGACGGUGAAGUACAGUACUCCUGGCAAAGCUCGAACUGUAACAAGAAACUGGGCUACAUCUGCUACAGUAAAGGAGUUUUGGCUGCUCCAACUGGGGCUCCUGAAACAGGAUUUUGCUCGGCACCAUGGACUCCAUACAACGGCCACUGUUUCCUCCUCAAUCGUAUCAAAAAAACAUGGUCUGAAGCCCAGGUAGCUUGUCGGAAGGAAGAAGGCGACCUUGUGAGCGUCCGCAAUAUAGAGGACCAGAGCUUUGUGAUCUCUCAUCUGGGAUAUGCAUCCUAUGAUGAGCUUUGGAUUGGACUGAAUGACAGGAAGACGGAGAGGCUUUUUGACUGGAGUGACCACUCUACUGUCAGCUUCACCAACUGGGAGUUUGGGAGACCAGGUGUCUCCUCGGACGUAGAAGACUGUGUUCUCAUCAGGGGAGAGAAUGGAAAAUGGGCUGACCGAAAUUGUAGAGAGAAACAUGGUUACAUUUGUAUGAAAACAAGUGCCUCUGAACCGUCUGGAGAUGAAGUGGAGGAGAGUGCAGGUUGCAAGACUGGUUCGAUUAGACAUGGCUCUUACUGCUACUCUGUUGGGGCUGAGACAAAGACAUUUAAUGAAGCAAAUGAGGACUGCAAGAGCUCAAAUUCCUAUAUGGCUGAUAUCUCGACAGGAGUGGAUAAUGCCUUCUUAGUGAGCCUGGUCGGUCUGAGACCAGAGAAACAUUUCUGGUUAGGCCUCUCAAACCAGAAAAACAUUGAUGUUUUUGUGUGGACCAACGCAGAGUCUGUGAGAUUCACUCACUGGAACGCUGAAAUGCCAGGCAAUGAACAGGGUUGUGUUGCUAUGGCAACUGGGAGAUUUGCAGGCCUCUGGGAUGUGUUGCCUUGUACCAAUAAGGAGAAGUACAUUUGCAAACACCUGGCAGAGGGGGCGGUUUUAACCCAUGCGCCUCCAACUGCUCCCUCCACCACUUGUGCAGACAGCUGGGAUAAAGUGUUAUCAAGAAACUUCUGCUUCAAGAGAUUCACAACCAGGAAGACAUGGUAUGAGUCCAGAGAUUAUUGCAGAGCCAUUGGAGGAGAUCUGCUCAGCAUCCACAGCGCUGCAGAUCUUACGAACAUGCACAGCUAUGGGAGCUUCUGGAUUGGACUUAGUGCCCCUGACCCAGACACUGGUUAUGUGUGGAGUGAUGGCUCUCCAGUUAACUUUCUGCAUUGGCAAGAUGAAGAGCCAAACAAUAAAAAUAAUGUAGAAUCUUGUGUUGAGUUUUAUGCACAUAACUACGAUGAAGAUGGGUCUUGGAAUGAUAAUCACUGUGAGAAGUACAAUAACUGGAUUUGUCAAAUUCCUACAGGAUUCACCCCAAAGCCACCUCCAGAACCGGUCGCUCCAGAUUACAACACAACCUCUGAUGGGUGGCUGGAAUGGAAAGGGAAUCAAUAUUAUAUCAACGAAAGAUCCAUGGCCAUGGAAGACGCCCGUUUCUUCUGCACACAGAGGCAUGGGGACCUGGUCACUAUCAACAGUGAUGAUGAAAGUAUCUUUCUGUGGAAAAGGAUAUCUCAAGGCUAUAGCUCUUACUGGAUUGGCCUGACUGUCGAUUUUGAUGGCUCGUUUCAAUGGAUGGAUCAGUCUGAUGUCAUGUUUCAAAAGUGGGAUGAAGGCCAGCCUAACUUCCGCAAUUUUGAUGAGAACUGUGUUCUUAUGACGGCUCACAUUGGAUUCUGGCACGAUUAUAACUGCGGAUUUGAGUACAAGUCCAUUUGCAAGCGCAGUACCACACCACCUGCCAACGCUACCGUUGCACCAACAGUUCCCCCUAAAGGUGGCUGCCGACUCCCCUGGAAAAAAAUAAACUCCAAGUGUUACAACAUCGUCCAAGACCAGAAUUUAACGUGGCAUGAUGCGAGGGACAAAUGCAAAGAAAUGGGAGGGAACUUGGCCUCUAUUCCCUCAUCACAAGUGCAAGUGUUUUUGGUUUCAGAAAUGGUUCAUGCACCAAAUAGUGACGUUUGGAUUGGUCUUAAUAGCUUAUCUGGCUUGGAUUUUUAUUGGACUGAUGGGCGACCAAGGUCAUACUACAACGUUGGUUCUCCGGGACACGGCUCUUCUUCCUUUCAUUACUAUGGCAUGGGUUCUAUAUCGUUCUCUGAGUAUGAGAGGUACCAAUCAUACAAUCAGGAGCCAAAAAGAUGUGCUGUGAUCAAUACUAGUCCAUCCCUUGGUAUUGGUAAAUGGAUACCCAAGUCCUGCAAUGACACCAAUGGAUUUGUAUGUCUGCGAGAUGUUGACCCCGCUGUCACUGACUCACCUGAACCAAUAAUUCCCAGCAGCUACAUCAAAGUACUCAAUGAUUCCCUCAAAGUUGUUGCUCAGAAUAUGAGCUGGGAUGCAGCCAAGAAGAACUGCGAAGACGAUGGUGCCAACCUGGCCGCUUUGCGGACAGAGUGGGCACAGGCUUAUAUUGAGAAUCUAGCUCUUCAACUCAACAGUCCUGUGUGGAUUGGACUCAACAAGAAUCAGACCAACGGCUAUUAUAGAUACAUUGAUGGCUGGCAUGCAAGAUUUACUAAAUGGGGUGACUAUCAACCGAGCAGGGAUGGACCUUGUGUCUACGUGGAUGUAGAUGGGAAAUGGAAGACAGCCAGCUGCAGUCGGGCCCUCAACAGUGUCUGCAUGAAGUCUACAGAUGUGCCACCAACAGCCGCAACUGAUUUUCCAGGAGAUUGUCCCGAAGACCCAGAAGGAUCACCCUUUAGCAUCAGGAAUUUCUGGAUACCUUUUAGAGGUUACUGUUACAUAUUUUUCAUCGAACCAAAAAAGUGGCCAGAUGCAUCAGUCAACUGUCGUAGACAUGGUGGAAUGCUUGCCAGCAUUGAAGAUCCUGCAGAACAAGCUUUUAUUCUAACCCAUGCGCAAACAUUUAAGAACAGCUACAAAUUUUUCUGGUUGGGUCUCUUUAAAACUCAUAAAGGGGAGUGGCUGUGGUUGGACCAGGCGGUUAUGGAUUACACUAACUGGGAUGAGAGUGAAUUUGGAUCUAUUCAUAACACCCACAUGUACGCUGGGAUUACCACAGAUGGGACAUGGAGAACAGGCCAUCACUGGACUGACAGACCAUACAUCUGCAAAAAAGCCAAAGUGAUGCUACCAACGCCAUCUGCAACAUCUGGUUCAAGAGCAACCUCAAAUCGUGACCGCGGCCACAUUGUUUUGACGGUCGUGCUAGUCACCAUUGUGAUUGUAUUGGGAAUGCUCAUCGUCGUAUUCUUUUGGAAGAAGUCUGGUCAUCACUUAUCCAUCCCUAACAACUUAGCCACCUUUGACAACCCUCUUUUCUUCAGCAACAAUCGGUCACAGUCUGAGCUGGUGGAUACCAAACAACUGGUUGAGAAUUCAGAGGAAGAGAACAGUCAACCUGUAGUAAUGAUAUAGAAGAAAAAAGAAACAACACAAUUUAGAUGGAAACCUUUUCUAUGGCUGUGAUCAAGAUUUCACAGCAGAAGUCUGGUGAAAGCUGUUAGUGACAAACUGAAAUAGUUCAUUUAGAACAAGCCUGAGCUAUCUUGUACAAUAACAUUACGGAAUUCAAUGAAGACUCUUUUCUUAUGUUGUUUUGUUGUUUGGAUAGUAUUGUGCAUGUUUAUACUUACUACAGAUAGGCACGAAGCAGGAAUUUAACGGCACACAAAUAUACAUCUCUUUAUAUACAUCAGUUUUAUGGUGAUGAUUUGAUCGAUUUUAAAUACAAAAUGAAAAAAAUUCACUUUGUUAAUGUGAAUGUAAAUUAAAGCUUAAAAGCAUUAAAAAAUAACACUAUUCUGACAUCGAUGAAAAGACACAAACACUGUGUCUUUGAGUCAACUCCAAAGAGUACAAAUUGAAACUGGAGGUUGAACCAGUUAGAAAAAAAACGACAACAAACAAGCAACGUUUGAAUUGUUUUGUCAGCAUUUUUCUGUUCUUAGAGAAAAACUUCACAGACACAACUGGAAUUUGAAGCUACUGUAUGUAUUACACUGGUAGAGGUAGUUGUGCUACUGCAAAAUGUAUUUCUUUGAUGCACAAAUAAUAAUAACCCAUUUGUAUCAGAUUGCAGGUUCAAUUUAAAAUGUGUAUUAAAAAAAUGAAAAAAUAAAUAAAAUAAAACAAUGAAGCAGGAUUUUGAUGGCU